UGAAAAGCUCAAAUUGUUUUGCAAAAAAAAGUUGAACAUUUUAUUUUUAUCUGAAGAAAACGUAAUAAACAAAAUUUCAAAACGUAUAAUUUUUCAAAUUGUUAUUUUCAUACGAGAAAAUGGAAGAGGAAAAUGCCACCAUAGAAAUCGUAGAUAUAGAUGAUGAGGGAGUCCAAACAGUUAGAAACGAGCCCAUAAUCAACAUAGUCCUGGCACCAGAAUGUGUACAAAAUACCAACGCCUUAAAUGGAAACAUACCACUGUUCAUCAGAAAGCUUUGGAAAAUGGUCAACGACGAUAACAUUGAGGAUAUCAUAGGCUGGAACGAAAACGGUGACGGUUUCAUCAUCCACGAUCAGUUAGAAUUCAUUUCCAAAACCCUCACCAAAUAUUUCAAGCACAAUCAGUUGUCCAGUUUUGUGAGGCAAUUGAAUUUGUAUGAUUUCCAUAAGACACAACAGGUGGAAAGGGAGGAGUUGGAAUUCAGCCAUCCGUUUUUCCUUAGAGAUUGUAUACAGCUUUUGCCGAUGAUUAAAAGAAAGGUACAAACAGGUAGACAAAAAACAGCGACAGCAGCCAGUAGCAAUGAGCCCCAACCGUCUCCCCAAGUCCAAGCCUUAUUACAAGCACUGAAAGAUGUGAAAAAAAAGAACGCCACUAUCACAACGGAAAUGUCCAAACUACGCCAAGAAAAUGCCUCUAUAUGGGGCGAAAUGAACUCGCUCCAACUAAAAUAUUCUAAACAAUCCAAAAUUAUCAACAAACUCAUCCAUUUCCUAAUCACGUACAUGCAAAAGCAGCACGUCAGGCAACCCGGUCGGACUAUGAGUACCAGUAAUUCCAAUAAGUACUUGAAGACUGGGCCCAAAAUUAUGGAGCUCGAUUACCGGUACAGGAAUAAUCCUCACAAAUUUUGGUCGGAUUUCGAUAGCGACAGGAAUGAUAGGCUUGUGGAACAAGAACCGGCCUAUACUGUUGUGGAACCGUCUGAAUCAAUUCUUGAGAAUAAUCCAUCUCCUCAACAAGCAAAUACUCCAUCACCCCAGCCCAGAGUGGUCACAGGUAUCGAAGAACUUCUACCAAAUUCCAGUCCCUUCAACCAAUCAGAACAGCCUCUACCGCAAUUCGACCACAGCAUACCAUCGUCAAGCAAAACUCCAAAUUCGGCCCUUCAAAGAACCAGAGGAAGCUCAGAAAACCUUGGCUACCUUAUCGACAAUUCUCGAGUGGAAAUGAACAGCAUCAAAGAGUUAUUCAAAAGUUUAACACCCGAAGACAUGUCAAACUUUUAUAAAUUGGUUAACGAGAACUACAAGAAUCAGGAAGACGAGUUGAGCUUCGAAAUUGACAAUGAAUUGCCUUCAUUAGGACAGAUAGACCCACCUCAAGAAUCCUUGAUGCCAAUGCCAGAAGAACUUAGUGACAUAAACAAUAUGCUUAAUGCAGAUGCUGUGGCAACGUCAAUACAAACACAACAUGUUGCUGCCCCGAUACUGACACAAAAUGUCGCUGCCCCAAUACCGACACAACAAAUGAGCCUUAUGCAAGAUCUUGAUAAUUUAGUUCAAGAAUCAAUCAAAACUAAUAACAACAAAAUGGAUGCACCAAGUUUGGAUAUUUUGAGUGACGAUUUGCUGACCGACGAUUUGUUGAGCAAUGUUUCGGUCGAGCAGUAUUUCAAUAUAGAUUGAAAUUAUUUAGGCAGGAGUAGAUUUGUUUAUAUUUUUAAAUUAAUUGCCAGGCAGUUCUGAUAUUAUGAAGGAAAGUUUUCACAGAGUAGGUUUUUUGUCCGUUUAUCAGUUUACUGUUUUGACCUAAAAAUGUAUUUUGUGUUCUCUAUAAUAGGAAUAUGUCUUUUAUUAUUGGAUGCUGUUCAGCGCUAAUAAGAACAAUUUAAGAAAUUUCCUGAAAAUUCAAAAUAUCUAUGUCAGACUUUAGAGAGUGGCUCCAUGUAUAAAUAUAUACCUAGAUUCUGUAUUAGGUAAUUUCAAAUUUUCAAAGCUUUACACCUUAACAUAAUUGUAAGAGUAAUAAGUAAAAUGUUUCUCAUUAAAAAAGUUGAUUGGCAAAAUAUUAAAGUGAUUAAGAAAACUGUGAUAAUUUUGUGGUUAAUUUUAAAAAUUUCGGAUAUUUUUGUUUGAUUUAAAAAAAUAUUCACUCUCUGUAUAGGUACAGGGCGAAUUAAAAAAUCAUUUACCUUAUUGAUGUUAAGCAGAGAUUUACAGGUGAAGUUUCUACCUUAGUUGAAGAGACAUUUGCUAGUUUCAAUUUGUCUUUAUUGCAACAGUACCCCUGUGGAAUAUUGAGGUAAUUUCAAGAUUAUUUUAAUUAAGUAUUGUUCUAUGGGGCUGAAAUUACCUUGGGAAAAGUUCCUAAACAUUUUCAAAAUACAGGGCCUCACCCUGUAUAAUAAAUUAUUACAGUUUAUGAUCAUUUAGUAUUUUUUUUGGAAAAUCAUGGUGAUUUAAGUGCUAAUAUUUCUUGACAGGAAUAGGAUAAUAAUCAAUAUAAUUGUUUUAUUUAUCUUUGAACAUUAAUAAUUAUUGUAAUCUCAAUAAAUAAAAAUCUUACUCAUAUUUAUUAAAGUUGUUCAAUUAUUAUUGUUUUUGAUAUACAUAAUAUUUAUAUUUCUACUAAAAUAUUAUUGGUACAUGUCGCCAUAAGUAUACAGAGUGUACCAAUUUCAGGUAGGUAUCCAAAUGGACGUUUUCAAUUUGCAAACUACUAAUCAGUUGCUCGAAAUUGCUAGAUUUUAAUUUGUAUUAACUUUUUUUUUAAUAAACCCUGCAUUUAUAAUUUUUGUUUAAUGUAAAAAACCUUUAGUUAGCAUCUAAUAUUGUUUCUUUUUUUUUUGUGUGUGGAGGAUUAGACUAUUAUUUUAAUUAUUUAUGGUUUUAAAUGUAA
Molecule: messenger RNA, 2904 nt
Organism: Ceutorhynchus assimilis (cabbage seed weevil)
Lineage: Eukaryota; Metazoa; Arthropoda; Insecta; Coleoptera; Curculionidae
Source: the annotation of a GenBank genome assembly